Eimeria necatrix is the source of this 999-nucleotide messenger RNA. RefSeq lists its product as hypothetical. Bases 1 to 999 code for a protein of 332 amino acids. The record is from RefSeq and is a predicted model, not a curated record. The transcript is spliced from 2 exons. NCBI's taxonomy places the organism in Eukaryota, Apicomplexa, Conoidasida, Eucoccidiorida, Eimeriidae.
AUGAGCGGCGCCAGUUGGAGAGCUGCCCUGAGCUCCUCAGGCAUAUUUUUUGUAUCUCUCCUAUCGCGGAGGCUGCAUGCAGCAGCAGCAGCUGCUGCUGCUGCUCCCCGCUGCGGAGCCUGGUGGGCUGGAGGCCGCAGGACUUUCCCUCUAUCCGGAGCAGCACCAGGAGCAGCAGGAGCAGCAGGAGCAGCAGCAAAGGUUUCCACGUCCUUCGCGUGCCAGUCUGCUCUGCUCCCGCGCGCCUGCAUCUUCCGCGUCCCUGCAGCAGCAGCAGCAGCAGCAGCGGGAGCGUGGUUCCCCGUUGCUGCAGCAGCAGCAGCAAGCCCCCCUGUGAGCGGCUGCGCACUGCAGCAGCAGCGGGCCUUCGGCGUGAAGCGAGUGACUCAGAAGCGGCGCCACCAAAUGCGCAUAUUGCGCCCCAAGCAGGAGCCCUACAGGCCCCCCCCCGAGGCCCCAGGGCCCCCCGGGGCCCCCGGGGCCCCCGACGCCCCCGGGGCCCCCGACGCCCCCGGGGCCCCCGGGGCCCCCGGGGCCCCCGGGGCCCCCGGGGCGGCCGUGCGGGGCGCAGCGGCGCCUCUGCCGCUGUCGCUGGUGAACUCGGGGCCAGUGCGGCGGCUGCUGCUGAGCGGGUCCGGCGCUGCUGCUGCUGCUGCUGCUGCAGUGGACUGGGGGCAGUACCUGCCGCCGGGGCGGGGCGUGCGGUGGCACCCCAGCGGGGCCUGGCGGGUGCAGUUCGACCGCCGCUGCGCAGAACGCAACUUCUUCGUCCGCGCAGAUCUUUACUUCCGCGCGAAGGCGACGCAGGCCCGGGACCGCGGGGGCAACUGCGGCUCUUCACCGCCGGGCGCCGCGCGCACUCUUGAGGGGCACCUGGGGGCCCCCUGGGGGCCCCCUGGCGACCGUUGGGGCCCCCUUGGGGCCCCCGUGGGGCCCCGUUGGGGCACUCUUGGGGCCCCCGUGGGGCCCCCGUGGGGCACUCUUGGGGCCCCCAAGUGA